This is a messenger RNA of Kluyveromyces lactis, 2466 nucleotides long. It is a transcript of the gene NIP100, whose product is annotated as Nip100p. The transcript has a single exon. NCBI's taxonomy places the organism in Eukaryota, Fungi, Ascomycota, Saccharomycetes, Saccharomycetales, Saccharomycetaceae. Bases 1 to 2466 code for a protein of 821 amino acids. The record is from RefSeq and is a predicted model, not a curated record.
AUGGAUCUGGAAUUAGGAGAUAGGGUAGUGCUACGCAGCCUGGCAGGAACUGUACGGUUUAUAGGCGAGACGCAGUUUGCAGCGGGGAUUUGGAUCGGUGUUGAGUUAGAUGAACCCUUAGGGAAGAACGAUGGUAGCGUCAAGGGAGUCAGGUACUUUGAACUCAGUGAGGGUAGAAAAGGUCGGAUGUAUGGUAUAUUCAGUAGAAGAGAGGGUAUCUAUAAAAAUUCUGCACCGAACUCGCAACAAUUUCAGGAUCCUGAUACUACGAAUUCUAACUCAUCAGAUCCCGAACGAUUGAAAAAGAUCAUUGGAAGAUUGGAAGUUAAACUCAAGUCAGUUAAUGACAAAUGUAUUUCGUUUGAAAAGGAGCUGGGAUUGAGAUCAAAAGAGCUUGAAAAAGUGCAAUUUCUCGAGGAACAAUUGGAGAAAUUAACUUUAGGACGAGAUGAGGCAGAGCAACGCAAUGAUUCACUGAUAUUUGAAUUAGAAAGCUUGACCAUUGCUCAUGAAAGUGCUUUGAAGGAGCUUAAUGAUUAUAAAGAAGAAAUUUUAAUAAGAAGAAAAGCAGACGUUGAUGUCAACACUGAUCAGAUAGAAUCAGUAGAAUCAGAUGCCCUUAUCAAGCAAAACAGAUUAUUAACGGUUGCACUACAAAAGCUGCAAUCAGACCUAACAGAAAUACAGAAACAAUGCAACGGUUUGAAAAAUAGUAAUGAAGAACUGCAAACCCAGGCAGAGACAUAUUUGCGAACAAUAUCAGCCUUAGAGAGUAAACUAUUUGAAACAACAAAAACAUUAGAUGAAUUGAAACAGCACUUCAGUGCGAAUAGUAAUUCUAAUAACAUCAUUGAAUCUCUUACUACAGAAAACCAUCAAUUAAGUACGGAGCUUGAUUGUCUUAAGUCAGAGUUACUCAAGUUGAAACAAACUCAAUUGGCAGAUGAAGAACUAGAAGCACUUUAUAAAGAGGUCGAAUCGGAGCUAAAUUCUCAAAUAGCGAAACUUCAGGAAACUCUCUCUACUGACGAGAGCAUAAUUAACGCAUUGAAGGAAAACAACAAAACCUUAAAGAAUGAAUUACAAUCACUGCAAAAUAAAUCGGGGCAAUAUUCUCAAGAAAUGUCACCAGAAGUUGAAGAAUUACAAGCAGAACUUACUUCGUUACAAUUAAGGAAUAAUGAGCUUCAAUUCCAGAACGAGGUAUCUUCUGCAAAGCUUAGCCAUCUGAAAGUGGAUAACAAAGUGGAGCUACUUUCUCAAAUUAAAAUCAUAUACCUGAGAGACCAACUUCUUAGCCAAGACGCUGUGAGUAUAUGCACAUCUCAACUAAUUUUAUUCAUAUAUUAUGCGAUGAUUAAAUAUGAUGCUGGUGUGACAUAUUUGAAAGAAAAGAUCAAUUUGGACUUAUUAUUGGAAUCAGUAAAAAAUAGUCAUCCAAUCAAGGUUCAAUUAUCUCUAUUAGAAAAUGCAGACAUCACUUUAUCGGAUCCUAGGGUUCUAUUUACGGCUAUUCAAAUGUUUCUUGAAGCGUCGGUGGAAAGACUUUUGUCCGAUACUGAACACUUGUCAAAGGAAUCUGAUCAGCAGCGAAUAAGAAGCCUGUAUAACACUUUCCAUACGAUUAACACCUUCGUCACCACGAAAUUGGAAGAGCUUUAUGAAUUUAAUGGAACCUUAAAGUCUGAUGUGAAUUUAUUCUCGAUUUAUGUUCACUUUGCAACGUCAGUCCUAUCCCUACAGGAAAAACCAAAUGAGUUGUCAGUGUGUUUAGAGGAAAUUAAACAAAUUCCUGUCGACAUGUUGGAAAACAAGGAAAGAAACACUUCAGUUGAAAAGAAUGUGAUACAAUCCCAAGCUCAGGUUGAAGUUCUCCAACAGACGAUAUCUGAAAAAGAUCAAAUCAUCCAGGACUUAAUCCUCAAAAUUGAAGUUCUUGAGUCGAAAUAUGCCAGGAAUAAGGAAAUGGAAGGUUCCUUAUCCAGCUUGAAAAAUGAGCUAUUAGAAGUGAAAUCAAGAAACUCUAGCCUUCAGGAUGAAUUGGUGAACAUGGAGGCGGAGUACCAGCAGUAUCGCAACAAUAGAGAACAAGAAAUAAAGAACGCCAAUAAUUUAUUUCAUACAAAGGCAUUAAACAAUAUCCAAUCGCUUAGAGAAAACAAUGAUAAAUUAUCAUUGAUCGCUGAAAUCUCAGAUUUACAGAGGAUUAUUCUUCGAAAAGAACAAGAAUCUCGCCUCAAAUUGUCCAUACCAUUGUUUGAUACUCAUCGAAAACAGUUUUCCAGUAGAAACAUGUUCAAUGAUUUCAACAAUAUGGCAAAUAUCUUAUCGACGUGCAUUGAGUUAGCAGACCCUAUCAUCUCUAAUGAGUUUACCUCCAUUAGGAAGCACAGGCUCGCAAAAUUGAAAGAAACUCAUGAAUUAUGUGUGACAUAUACAUACGAAAUGCUCAAAGGUGAGUAUUAA